AUGAACACAUUUACUAUGGAUAAGAAUUGUUUUGAAAAGUUGCCUCCAGAGAUUUUAAUAAAUAUACUUAAAUUGCUCAGUUUAAAAGACUUGCGAAAUGUAAUGAUAACAUCAAAAUAUUUAAAGGACCUUAUAACUAAUGAGUCUAGCUUGUGGAAAUUCAUUUGUCGAUACAAGCUUAUAAUAAAUCAUAAUAAUAGUAUUAAAGAGUCGUCUAAGAGCUGGUAUACCAAUUGCAGACUAUCUCAUAAUUGGUGUAAAGGGAUAUUCAAGAAUAAAAUUCUCAUUCAGAAUCAAACAAAGUUUUUGCCAUGGAUGCAGCUUGUGCACACAAAUGUUCUUUUAGUCUCGUUUGGAUCUGAUCUUGACUGCUUUUCUCUCGAGCCCCCUCGUUACAGUAAAAGACUAAUCUGGAAAAUAAAUGUACCAACAACUAGGAGAUAUGAUAUUCGAACUAAUGAUGUCACAAGAUUUAUUGUUAAAGAUAAUCUUAUUGUGUGUGGUAAUAGAGAUGGUAACACUGCAAUAUAUGAGUAUAACAAUAUUAGGGAAAAGCCUUACUUGCUUCAUUACAUACAGAAUUGCCAUAACUGUGGAAAAGAAGAGGUAACAGCAGUGGAAAAAACUAAAAAUUGUGUUAUAACAGCUUCAAAUCUUAGUCCUUAUAUUAAUUUAUGGAAUUUAAAAGGAAACACUCUUGGGUCCCAGUUAAAUAAUUGUUCAAUUGUAAAAAACUUUGAAGUUCCUGAAUGUGAUGGUUGUUGGUCAUUAAGCGUUGAUGCAUUGGGAAAAAACUUGGCCAUUGGUCUUAACGGAAAUGGCAUGCCAGCCUGCAUUGAUCUAAAUAUUGGUCAAUAUGUUAUGAGCCCUAAACAAGAUCUGAGAGGAAAAAAACACCUAGUAAGAGAUUUGCAGUGGCACAACACAAAUGGAAUAGUUUUUGUAACACAUUCAGGAAAGUUGCAGUAUAUUGACACAAGAGUUGGGUCUGUAACCUAUGAAAUCAGGGAUCCAUUUCAAUCAGCUCUUUAUUGUGUAAAAACUGAUGGAGACAAUGCUGUUGUAACUGGAUCAGCAGAAUACUCUCGUUGUGUGCUCUUUGACUUACGCUCGCCACACCAUGUUCAGAUGUUUUUUACUCAAAAGAAAUCAUCACCAAUAUAUAGCCUUGAUUUUGAUGUGAAAAAACUAAUUGCAGCUGGAGAUCAAAGAGUAGCUGUUGCGAAUUUUAAUGUGAGUUCAAGAUCUACUGAAGCAAAAGAUUAUUCACAAAUAUUUGAAUUUGUAUCAAGCUGA
This is a messenger RNA of Leptosia nina, 1296 nucleotides long. The record is from the annotation of a GenBank genome assembly. NCBI's taxonomy places the organism in Eukaryota, Metazoa, Arthropoda, Insecta, Lepidoptera, Pieridae.